Molecule: messenger RNA, 2009 nt
Organism: Styela clava
Lineage: Eukaryota; Metazoa; Chordata; Ascidiacea; Stolidobranchia; Styelidae
Molecular function (GO): protein binding
Source: RefSeq, a predicted model, not a curated record
UAUGGAUUAUGAUGCGCAUGGUGCAGCCGACACAAGGUAUAUAUAUACAUAUUUAAACUGCAAUUGUUAAUUGACGGUGUAUGGCUUGUAAUAUAGCUGAGUUGGAGGUUUUUCGCGAAACCAAUUGCCACAAGAAAUAGGAAAUGUCAAAGAAAGGGAUGAAUCUCGAGCCGUCUGCUCCUACUGAACAAGAAUUAUGUUCUGGCAUGGUACAAGAUGUCGGAGAUUAUCAGGAUUCACCACCGCCUUACACCGAAGUUCAACCACAUCUCGCUGCUGAAAUGAACAGAACUAUGAGUCUAUCGCCCGAAGCUCAGAAUAUGAUGUUGGAGCCUGCAAGAAACUUGAUCCAAAACUCAAAAUUUCAUGAAGCGGCAUCAAUGCUUGAGAAAUUACCUUUGACCAUAACUCAACAACUCAUGUUGGCAGAAUGCUAUAUCCGACUUCAUCGGAAUAUGAAUGCAACAAAGAGAAUCAUCGAACUUGAAACGAUGUUGACUUCAUCACACCGACCGAAAUUGAGUGACGUCAACAAAGUGAUUAACAGUUAUAUUGCUAAUUCCCAAUAUAUUCGUGCUUUAAUUUUAAUUCUCUGUUCGGCUAAACUGUAUAAGAUAGAGUUGAGUCCCGAUGUGGCUAUUGUACGGUUCCACGGAGAGAGAGCUGUGAAAGUUUACGAUAUCAUAAUUUCGAUGAAAAAGAAGGGAAAGGAAAUGCAUGCUAUCGCCAAAGAUUUUGGGGUGGAAAUCCUGCUAGAGCUUUUUUCAGUCGUGCAAAGUUUUCGCGAUAUUGAACCAACUUUGAAACUCACUCAAGAGGCAUAUGGUAUAAACUUAAUUGCAGCUAUGUAUGGUGCUCUCGAAGAAUAUGAAAAAGAAAUAGACUAUUGCAAUAUUGGAAUUGACUUCAUGAAGAAAAAGUUUGGUGGAGGUGCUCAGAAAUAUCGUGUUUAUGGUCAUUUUUGGAAUAAUAAAGCAAUAGCUUACGGCCUAGACGGCAACCACAUUGAAUCGGAGAAAAAUUACGUAGUAGCUCUGGAAUGCUACCGUAAAGUUGAAGAUUGGAGGGGCGACGAACAAGAGAAAAAGUUCAUAGGCGGAGUUGAAAGUCGUCUCAGAUCAAAGCGAGACCUAAUUAAGAAAAUGAAUGAAUAAUAUUUUUUUCAUAAACCAUUAUUCCAUCAAUGAUUUACUUUGUAUAAAAUUUAAUGAAUCGAUCUCCAAUUAUGAUCAUCAAUUAAAACCAAAUAUAGUUAAGACUUCAAAAUAAACCAAUUUUUAUGAAUCAAAAAAUCUAAUUUGAUUUUGUUAAUAACAAAGCCCAAAGCAAAGCUUAGAACGAUAAUAUUUUAAGGCUUUACUCUUUCAUGUUGUUUCUUACACUAUUAACAUAUAAACUAUUGUGUAACACUUUUCUCAUUUCAUCCUGGUUCAUUUGAGCAUAUGUCCUGGUAGAUGAGCAAACUCAAAUGAACCCUGUGUGCGUGAUUAGGUCGUUGUGAGCAGGGUUGUCAUAUUGGCUUUUUUGUGGCCAAAUGUAACAAUUCUGGUAACACGUUUGGCGUCAGAAUUCCAGUUUGACGUUAUGGUUUUUUGUGGGCUCUUUAUGUCUAUUCAAUUGUUUAUUUAUUUAGACUCGUAUAGAUCAGAAUAUUUAGUGUUCAACAAUAGCCUAUGAACGUGUCCCCGAACAUGAAAGUUCUUAUUCACUUCAGUAAUAUUGGAUAAUCAGCAAUCGGUAAAGGUGACGUAAAAAUUGCCGUGGCAGCUCCUAUUCCACUAGAAGCACCUGCUUGAGACCUGCAUAUAUGGGCAAAGGUAAAAUAAAUGCGCAACAACAGUCCUGCGAGCAAUGAAUGACUACUUGUAACUUGUCUGUAAUAAUUACAACUUUCGAGCAGAACCGUUUCAUUCUGAAAGUCAGUGCAACAACUCCAAAAAAGUUUGCAAGCUUGCCAGUCAAAUUUCGUUAUGGUUCAACGCACAAGUUUUUUAUACUUAACGAGGCUU